This is a messenger RNA of Cucurbita pepo subsp. pepo (vegetable marrow), 1688 nucleotides long. RefSeq names its product ninja-family protein AFP3. Lineage: Eukaryota; Viridiplantae; Streptophyta; Magnoliopsida; Cucurbitales; Cucurbitaceae. Gene Ontology annotation, biological process: signal transduction; negative regulation of DNA-templated transcription. The record is from RefSeq and is a predicted model, not a curated record. Gene Ontology annotation, cellular component: nucleus.
AGUUGAAUAAAAGAUGAAAAUGAGAUAAGAGAGAGGGAAGGAGGAGGGAGGAAGAGAGGUGCCAGAAAUUGGAGAAGGGGGAGAACAUUACGGCUGGUUGCAGGUGGUGGGAGUGGGUGAUUGGAGCCCCAACCUGCAACUUGAGAACACUCUCCUCGCCAGCGCCUGCGUUUCACUCUAACCGUACACGAUGUGAACCCCUCACCACUGAUCACCACGUGGACUCCUCCAUGAAACCUCCCCUUACAUUUUUCCCCUUAUUUUCUGGGUUUCUCGUCUUCUCUCUUGCUUUUGAUCCCCUAUUUCAACACCCUCUUCUUCUCUCAGUUUUUCACACUUCUGCCUCCCUUCAUUGUCUUGGGGUUUGGGUUUUCUGUGAAAUCUUCAAAUCGAUCAGCCCUGUUUCUGAUUUGAUUUUCUGGUUUCUGGGUUUUUCUGGGUUUUUCUUCUUCUUGUUGUUUUUGUUGUUUUUGUUCAAUGAGGGAAGCAGGUAGUGGAUGUGCGGAUGACCUGUCGCUGAGACUCUCACCGGAGAUGAAAAGAGGAAGGGAGGUUUCUGAUUCUGAACCGCCGGACCUUACUCUUAGGCUCUCUGUUGGUGGGGUUUCUAGUGCGAAGCCGAAGGAGAAUUCCUUAACUCGAUCCUCUUCGGUUAUUGGAAUGAUUUCUCAGAACUCAGAGGCGUGGAAAUGGGAUAUGCGGAGGCAGGCGGCUUCGUUUCUUUCCUUGUCGAGAUCUUGCUCUCUUCCGGUCGAGACGGACGAGCUCAGUCGGAUGAAGCUCAAGCAGUUUCAAUUCUUCAGGAGGCUGGAGGCUAGAAAGAGGCUGGCGGAGCAGAGGUAUGGCAGAGCAGUUGCGGCGGCGGAGGAUGAUAAGUUGGCCGUGGCGCCGCCAUCGGCCUCUGAAAUGGCUGCUUGGGCUGCCGCUUCUGCUGCAAAAAGUCCUGCCCUAUGUCGUGCGAUUGAUAGGAUCAAAUCCAACCAUGGAACCCUCUACCGGAGUUAUACAAUGGAUGGAUAUGGAAGUGUGGGAUCAACAAAGGGCUCAUCCAGUUCUCAAUCAUCACUGGAAUCAACUGAAAGAGAGCCAGUAGUGAACUCAAAAACAAUGGCAUCAAGAAAACUCGAGAUGCCGCCACAGAUGAACCCAGCGAAAAGAGCUAGAGUUUCCAAUGGCUGGAUGGGAGGGGAGAGAGGAAUGGACGUGAUGAGGAUGAUGCCGAGCGUGUCGACGAUCGGGGAGGGGCCGAACGGGAGGAAGGUAGAAGGGUUCUUGUACAAGUACAUGAGGGGACAAAUCUGCAUAGUGUGUGUGUGCCAUGGAAGCUUUCUUACUCCUGCAGAGUUUGUGAGACAUGCUGGUGGGAGGGAGGUGGCUAAUCCCAUGAAACACAUCCAUGUUUGCUGUACCUCAUUUGCAUUGGACAAGGGAAGAACACACCAAGAACAUUGAGGUUCCCCACAUCAACUUAAUGAGAUUAUUGCUGUUUCCUUCUACCAUUCUUGAUGCACCUUCAAAACACAGCCACCCUUAAACCCUUUUUUAUUACAUGAAUCCAUGUGCUUUUAGUGAUUCUUCAUUCACACAGAUAUCAGCAAUUGUCCACACAGAUAUCAGCAAUACUCAUUUCAAAACUUGUACUCUUUCUAUCUUUACCCUAAUACAAAAAUGGGUUGUUUGUGAAAUUA